Molecule: messenger RNA, 597 nt
Organism: Suillus subaureus
Lineage: Eukaryota; Fungi; Basidiomycota; Agaricomycetes; Boletales; Suillaceae
Exons: 1
Coding region: 1-597 (198 amino acids)
Source: RefSeq, a predicted model, not a curated record
AUGAAGGGCAUAUUGCAGGAUCGCCUUGUUCAUCAGUGCUUGGAUAUCAUACUAGAACCAUUGAAGUUGGCUGCUCAACUGGGCAUCAUGAUGUCAGAUCCAAUUGGAUGCAGCCAUUAUUGCUUCACUCCACUUGCUAGUUACAUUGCUGAUACUCUGGAAGUGAUGAUGCUGGCAUGUGUUGGUGGAAAGACAUCUCCAGUGACCAUGGCCAUGUACAAACAGUUUGGAGAUGCCUUUCACCAUGAACCCUGGACAAAAUCAACAACUCUUGCGCAGCUGGAUGUUGUAUGCUCAUGUGCUGAUCCACAUAACCUCGAGGCGUUCUUCCAUGAAGUGCAGAAGUUCUGCCUGAAUGGCGUCAAGAAACCAUUCUGGAGUGACUGGCCACUAGCUGAACCCUCCCAUUUCCUCACACCUGAAUCACUGCACCACAUUCACAAGCAGUUUUAUGACCAUGAUGCCCAAUGGAUUAUCAUUGCUGUGGGAGAGUCUGAGUUAGAUUUUCGGUUCUUGGUUUUACAGCCUACUACUGGUUACUGGCAUUUUCAUGGAGGCAUAUUGAAGCUCAAACAAGUCACUGGUCACUGUCAUUGA